AUGGCCACAGUGCUCCUUCAUCCCGAAACUGAAUUCAAUUCGUUCUUCUGGGCUCAAGCCUACACAGCCUUCGACGAAAGACACGAAAAGUCAGACAUCGAGCUGCUGAAAGGAGGAGAGGGUAGUCUUGCUGUCAUUACCAAAUUGGAAGACACACUGUCUCGGAGAAAGCGAGAAAACAAAGGCCUUCCUCCCAAGAUCGAGCGGGCAAUCCGCAACGUUCUUGUGUUCAAAGACAUAUCUGUUGCUGCUGCGCAAUUCGAUCCACUGAGAGCUGCGCCCACCAUUGUGCGAGGAGUUUGCAACGUUCUCCAGGUCUUGGUAGAUGGUGUCGACCAACAAGCGGGCUUGUUGAAUGCGGUAGAGGACAUCACAACCAUAAUCCGCCACUGGGGAAACAUCGAGUACCUCUACUUGCGUAGAAAUGCCGAGACAACAGACAACCGCCACAUCCGUGUAGAGGCCAGCCUUCUCGCUCUCUAUGGGCUUAUUCUUGAGUUCAUCUUACACUUAAUCAAGAUCUGCAAGCAUGGCACCACGGCGCAGAUAUUCGGGUCUCCGGGCGCAAAAGUGGAAAUGACUAGACAGCAUUUGGAGGUUAAGACACGAGAUUCACGAUGCAAGCAGGAGUUUGAAGACUGCCAGAAAAUCGGUGACGAGUGUUUAAAAAUCCGCGAAUGGGUGUUCAAGGACGUACCUGAGAAAGCCUACAUGGACAUGUGCGAGCGCAUUCAGCUAGACAAAUAUCCCGGUUGUGGUCAGUGGCUACUCGACUCGGAAGAGUACAAAAGCUGGGAGGCUGGGAACACUGAGGUUCUGUGGAUACGAGGUACCGCGCAGAAGGCACGCGACAUGUACAACGAAUCGGAAAGGUUGCCUUUCGAAAGCAUACAGCAGUGUAAAGAUCUCUUCGACGGAAUCUUGCGCGCGGGAAUCAAAAUUCGCAUUGUGAUCGAUGCUCUGGACGAAUGCGAGGAUUGGAAAGACCUGUUCAUCUGGGUCAAGCUACAACUAGCUGCUUUCCUCAAACCGGAGUACGCGAUCUUCGACGAAACGACAUUUGAGGAUAUGCUUCAGACUCUCGAAAAUCAGCCACUGGCUAAUGCCGACGAGUUGCACAAGGUGACGUCGAAGAGCAGCCAAAAUGCGUCAAUCACAGCCCACCAGGCAGAACGGCUUGUCCAGAACUUCAUUAGUAAAUGUGGAGAAAACUGGGAGUUUUCUCACGCUUCUGUUAUCGAUUUCCUGCAAAAGGAGUUCCCUCUUCUCUACAAUGAGACAGCAUGUCAUACUGACAUUGUCCGAGUGUGCGUUGGGUACCUGAUGAACAACCCAUGCAUGACGCUAUCAGAACUAAGCUUCGCGAACGCUCAAGUUCGCAUAGAGCCCCAAAUCGACUGGGUUGAUUAUGCAUUGAGGCAGUUUCCUCGAUACUAUCGUGCAUUGAGCAAGGAAGCCCGCCAGUCCCAUGACAUCGACAGUCUUCUCAUCAAUUGGAUCGCGGAUCGAGAGAGUCCAGUCCGACUUCAAGACUGGCUCAACGCCCAAGUCCGUCAGGUCAUGCAGCUUCAAUGGUUGAUUAACAACGAGUUCGACGACAUUGUGGAAGCGCUGAUCUCGUCACCAGCAUAUCUGGAGAAAUCCCUGUGCGCAUUCGAGCUCUCUGCGUGCUUGAGAGACAGCCUUCAGCCCGGAAAGAAGCUGCAUUCUCAAAUGGCAUCACUCUUCAUCAAGAUGGUCACCGACAAGUAUUCACAUGAGCCGAUACCCGUCUGCCAGGCAUUCGGUGUCGCUUUUUUCGUAGGGGAUGAGCGAAGUUGCCUGGAGUUGCUCAGUUUCAUCUCGAAGUUCAACCGGGACGACAUAUUCCAGGCUAUGUUCGAGGAGACGGUAGCGUCGUACAAGAAAAUACGGCACCCACUCAAGGAUUUCACUGUCCAGAUGUCAGUACUCGUUACCGGGGUGAUUGACAUGCGCCCACCGGACCAGAAAGUUCUCUUCAUGCUCAAUAAUCUGGUUGCUUAUCACGGCAACGAGCAGGCGAUGGAGCAGUUGUGGGGAGCAGGCGCAUAUCUUACCGGAGGUGUAAACGGUAGAAAUCAUGUUCUGUUCGCUGCUGUACGGGGUAGUCACCUUGCCAUCGUCAAGUUGGUCCUAGCAAAAUGUGCCUCGCAAGACCAUGAGAUCGAACCUCGGGUCAUCAGUGGAUGUGCGUAUAUUCUCGAACACAGCGAGAAGAAGGUGGCGGCCGAUAUCGGGAAGCUGUUCUCUAGCUUUGAAGGAUGGUCCGACGCAAAAGAACUGGCGCGCACAACUCGCGAAGCAGAAAGGCAACUCCACGGGAUGCCAAGGAACAUCCGAUUACGCAUCGAUCCACGCGAAGCAAUGCAGCCAGAUACGCCACCACACCCAAGCCAAUCAGCGCCCGAUUUGUCGACAGCCAAACAUGACAGUACCUCGAACACCAUGAGUGAAAGAGACGCAAGCGGCAAGAUCGUUAUUCCCGUGCAGAGAAAAUCACACGGUGCGGACGAGGAAGAUCACAUAUUCACUCCCUCGGCGGUAGGAGACUAA
Alternaria metachromatica is the source of this 2574-nucleotide messenger RNA. RefSeq lists its product as uncharacterized. The coding region runs from base 1 to 2574 and encodes 857 amino acids. The record is from RefSeq and is a predicted model, not a curated record. Lineage: Eukaryota; Fungi; Ascomycota; Dothideomycetes; Pleosporales; Pleosporaceae. The transcript is spliced from 6 exons.